Caretta caretta (loggerhead turtle) is the source of this 3142-nucleotide messenger RNA. RefSeq names its product leucine rich repeats and calponin homology domain containing 4 (gene LRCH4). Gene Ontology annotation, molecular function: protein binding. Gene Ontology annotation, cellular component: cytoplasm. The record is from RefSeq and is a predicted model, not a curated record. NCBI's taxonomy places the organism in Eukaryota, Metazoa, Chordata, Testudines, Cheloniidae.
AGUCUCGCAGCGGCGGCCGCGGCGAGCGGAGUCCCCGGGUCCCGGGAUGGCGGCGGGCGAGGCGGAGCCGGAGCUGCCCCCGCCGCCCGCGCCCGGCGGGCCCGCCACCGAGCGGGCCCUGGAGGAGGCGGCGGCGUCGGGCAGCCUGAGCCUGGCGGGGCGGCGGCUGCGGCUCUUCCCGGGCGGCGCGGCGCGGCGCUGGGACCUGAGCGACACCACCCAGGCCGAUCUCUCCCGGAACCGCUUUGCUGAAGUGCCCGAGGACGCCUGCCACCUGGUCUCCUUGGAGGGCCUGAGCUUGUACCACAACUGCCUGCGGACCAUCCCGCCGGCCAUCGCCAACCUGCAGUCCCUCACCUACCUGAACCUCAGCCGGAACCAGCUCACCUCCCUCCCGCCCUGCCUCUGUCUCCUGCCCCUCAAAGUCCUCGUCGCCAGCAACAACAAGCUGGCCUCGCUGCCCGACGAGACGGGCUCGCUGAGCAACCUGCGCCAGCUGGACGUGAGCUGCAAUGAACUCCAGUCCCUGCCAGCCAGCAUGGGCCAGCUGGAGACCCUGCGAGACCUGAACGUCCGGAGGAACCAGCUAACAGCCCUGCCUGAAGAGCUGUCGGAGCUGCCCCUGGUCCGUCUGGACUUCUCCUGCAACCGGAUCGCCCGAAUCCCCGUCUGCUACCGGCACCUCCGGCACCUGCAGACCAUCCUGCUGGACAAUAACCCCCUCCAGUCGCCGCCCGCGCAGAUCUGCCUGAAAGGCAAAAUCCACAUCUUCAAAUACCUCAACCUGGAAGCCUGCAGCAAAGCGGUGCCUGACCUAGCCGACUUCGCCCGGGCCAGCCGGCCCACCGGCUUUGGCACCUGCCUCUCCGACGAGCUCUACCCCGGCCGGCAGUACGGCGGCCUGGACUCCGGCUUCAACAGUGUCGACAGCGGCAGCAAGCGGUGGUCUGGGAACGAGUCCACAGACGAGUUCUCCGACCUGUCGUUCCGCAUCGCAGAGCUGGUGCGUGAUCCCCGCCAGCUGAAGGAGAAGCGGGACAGGGCAGCCAACGGAGAGCUGGAGCAGAUCGACUUCAUCGACAGCAGCGUGGAGGAGGAGGAGGCGGGCAAGCCGGAGAGCAGCUCGCAGGGCGCGGCCCCGGCGGAGGAGAAGCGGAAAGCAGAGAGGAGCCUUCCCCAGAGAGCCGAUGUCAGGGAGAAGGUGCCGAACAGCAGGCCCAGCCCUCCCCAGGAAGAGCCCCCCAGCGAGGAGCGGAGGCGUCCCGAGACACUGCAGAUCUGGCAGGAGAGGGAGCGGCAGCAGCAGGUGUUGCGGAGCCAGGCACUGGAGAAGCGGGACAGCCUGCUGAGGAUGGCGUCCAAAGAGAGCAGCAGCCUGCCCCAGAGGAAGCCGAGGGCCCAGGUCACGGAGCAGCCGUCCGGCAUCCCCAGCCCGGCGUCCCCUGGGCAGACGCCCCGGCAGCAGGAGUCCCCCCCCUCGCAGGUCUCCAGCCCCCUGGCACGGGAGCCCGGCUCGGCCCAGAAGCCCAGCAGCUUCCUCUUCCGCUCCUCGUCGCGGACCGCCAUCAAGCCCGGCUCCGCCUGCACCCCCCACGACUCCAGUGCGGACCCCCAGCACCCCCUGCGGCUACGGGCCGGCUCGCACGACAUGGACGAGAAGGAGUUAACAGCCCAGCUCCGCAAGGCCAUCGAGUCGCGGCUCAGCGUGACGCUGGCGGAGGACCUGGGUGACGCCCUGGCCAACGGGGCCGUGCUGUGCCAGCUGGCCAACCACCUGCGCCCGCGCUCUGUGCCCUUCAUCCACGUCCCGUCUCCCGCCGUGCCAAAGCUGAACAAGAUCAAAUGUCGGAAGAACGUGGAGAGCUUCCUGGAGGCCUGUCGCCGCAUGGGGGUCCCGGAGGAAGCCCUAUGCCAGCCCCAGCACGUCCUGGACGAGGAGAGCCUGGCGCCGCUGGCCCGGACCGUCCAGGCCCUGCUGACUGUGGCCCCGCCCCUGAAGAAGCCGACGCCCCCCGAGGGCACCUCCAGCAAGAUCUGAGGGGUGGGGGCCCUGGCACUAAUGGCACGGCCGAGGGGCCAGGGACUAGAACGCCCCGGGCCCUGUGGGGGCUGGACAAUGCUGAGAGUUCCCCCAUAUGGGGCAGUAGGGGGCCCGGCUCAACCCCAACAGCACAGACGGUACAGGGAGGGGCCCUGACCCCUGCCCCAUAGCGAGGAAUGGUGUCAGCGGUGGGAUCCUCAGAUCAAGCCCAGCUCCUGUUGCUCAACCCGUCCCCUCCAGCGGCUUUCCCCCAGGGCGGCCUGGCAGCUGCGCGAGCCCCCUUGGGCUAGAGUGCGGGGGGGAGGUUGUGAGCAGAUGUGGGGUAAGGAUGGGGGUGUUGAGCUCAAGGGGGGGGCUGUUUUAUUUCCCUGAAGGGAGGAAAUCGGGGCCAGGCACCAGCUGCUCCCCCUCUCGGAGCGACGGGCUCAGGCUCCCUGCAGACUCAGGCAGGGUCGCCAGACUGGGGUGUCUCGGGGCAGCCGCUGGCCGUGGGGCACUGGGGCUGUGUGGGGCUGCGGGAGGUCACAGGUGAAGAGGAGGCAGCCCCCACUCCAGCCCCCUUUCCUUCCUUUCCAUGUUUCCUGGGGGCACAUUGCCCUGACCAAGCGAGGGUUGGGGUGUGCCCCCUGGGCUGCUCCUGGCACCCCCCGUCCCCAGCAGCCCCUCGCUGCAGCCCUGCCCCCACCCCCAGGCCUAGGCCCCAGCCCCUGAUUCCCCUCCUGGGGGGGGGGGGGUCCCGGCCGCUCCUGGUCUGAGCUGUACCCUGGGCCCCCCCUAACCCGCCUCCCGGUGAGGGGGACCACAGUGUCCUGGGUUCUCUCCCCAGCUCUGGGAGGGGAAGGGGGGCUGGGGGGGUGAGAGCAGGGGGGGCUCAGAGCCAGGACUCCUGGGUUCUCUCCCUGGCUCUGGGAAGGGGAAGGGGGGAUGGUGGGUGAGAGCAGUGGGGGCUGGGACCCAGGACUCCUGGGUUCUCUCCCCUGCUCUGGGAGGUGUGGGGGGCUAGUGGGUUAGGGAAGGGGAGGGGAGAGCCCGGACUCCUGGGUUCUCUCCUGGCUCCCAGGGUUGUGCCCUCUAGUGGAAUAAAGAGGUAAAUGAACCACC